AUGUUGUAUGUCGAAAAAAUUGAUGAAUGCGGGGAACCUACAGAUAUUCUUCCUAUCGGAUGGAAGAGCCAAAUUGCCGCUUGGUAUGCCGAAGACUGUCCAUCUUUUGACUACGCAGGACUGGUGGUUGGUGAUGAUAUAGCAUCAGCGACGCUUUACGGAAAGACAAGUGGUUAUGUCGCCGGUGUGCCAUUUUUCAACGAAAUCUUUGCCCUCGUAGAAUGUAAGGUUAAAUGGUGGGUAGAGGAAGGCGAUCACAUUCACGUCAAUCCUGGCGAAAAAAGAAUAAUAGCGACAGUGACUGGACCGGUACGAAAGAUUCUCCUAGGAGAAAGAAUCGGACUUAAUUUACUUAGUCGAAGCUCGGGAAUUGCGACAAUGUCGGGACUUGUUAGGCGAAGUUUCAGACAUAGCAAUAUUGAACGGGUAUUGGUCUACAAUCAAACAACCCCGGGCUUCAAACUUGUAGAGAGUUAUGCUAUGAAGAUCGGAGGUGUAAAUCUCCACGAUCAGGAUCCUUCGAUGAUGAUUAUGUUGAGUACAAAUCACGUUCAAGUAUGUGGCUCAGUAAGCAAGUCCAUAAAAGCUGCUAAAGAUAUAUCUGGGAAUGCUCUCAGAGUUUGGGUGGAAGUAGACAACCUGGACGACGCGACUCAAGCUGCUCAAGCUAACGCAGAUGUUAUCAUAAUGAGGUCCCUACCACUCAAAGAAAUCGUUGAAUUAAUUAAGAUUAUCAGAAAAAGUACAGAGUCAUUAAGCAAAUUUGGCGUUGAAGUCAUUCAGUAUUUUGAACCAGAGUUCAAACAGAUUUGCAAUGGUGAAGAAGUAGAAUACCACCACUGGGGAAACAGCGGCUUAAACGUUAUUUUGGCAAAUAAUUUUGAGGGUGCACCACACAUUGAUUUCUCACUGAAGUUAGACCAUUGA
Messenger RNA from Blumeria graminis f. sp. triticale, 927 nucleotides. Lineage: Eukaryota; Fungi; Ascomycota; Leotiomycetes; Helotiales; Erysiphaceae. The record is from the annotation of a GenBank genome assembly.